CUACUAUAUAUUCCAUACGAAGAAAACUCUCUCAAGAUGAUUUUAUACUUACAACACACCAAAGUGCAUCGAACACAUACAACUCACACCGAGCAAAUCAGGAUCAAGAAAAGAGAGAGAAGAAGAAAAAAGGUUACACGAAACAAACCUACCAAUAAUUUCCUAAAAGUAUGUCUCCUCCCAACCCUGGCCACGCCGGACCAACCCCCCAUGCAGAACCAGACUCAGACUCAGGUGCAGAAACAUGCUCAAGCUCCGACUACGACUAUGUGCGGCCAAACAAUGGCUACGGCUUCGCGUACGACUCUGAAGUGGAAGCUUGGCACGCGGGGCGGCGCGGCGAGCGCGAGAACACUGGUGGCAGUACGAUCCAGCUGAGUGAGGCAGAAGAAGGCGAUGUAUCUGGGGAUACAUGUAGCGGGUUUGAAGGCGACUCGUCCAACGUAUCAGAAGAGUCGAGCAUCGGGGAAGACGGUAGGAACAUGGAAGAAGACGUAGAGCAGGGUGGUCAUCAGCGGCAAGAAGAAGAAGAAGGGCGAUGGGACGAACAAUACGACGCAGAUCUAGAAGAAGGACCGCUGCUUGGUCCUCCGCCGGCGGAUCGUAGUAGCAUUAACUAUCUUACCCCCACGCCGCGUAGUGGCAUUGUGUAUACUACGUCGAUUACGGCUACGCUGUCUGGACCGAGCGGCGUGCUUGCAUCGUUUACGCACCGAGCGGAGCACCAUGGGCAAGGGGGGUGGCACGGGCAGGCAGGGCGGGCGGCGGGGGUGAAUCAUGAGUUUCGGGGGAGGAAUAGGGAUGAGAGGUUUGAGGGGAGGGGGGAUACUGGGGAGGAUGUGUAUGCGGGUGCUCAGGAAGAUGGGGAUGAGAAUAUGGAGGAGGAGGAAGAGGCGAUUGGAGGGCAUGCGCAUCACGUGCCUCAUGUGCAUCGUGGAAUCUACGGGCAUCGUCGGGGUGGGAAUACGUAUGGGAGGGACAAUUCGGAUGAUGAUGCGAGUGCAGAGCAGGACGAUGCAGAUGAUGAGAUGAGCCCGGAACCCGAUAGGAGUGGUGUUGCCGUCGAGCGAAGCAUGCGUAACGCGUUCCUGUAUGGCGAUCCGGUGGUUAGUAAAAUGGUUGCGGACGUCUUCAUGCAGCGGUAUACGCAGGCCCUGUCUGCGGCUGUUGUGGAUCAGCCGCCGAAUACAGAGUGUCCCAUUUGUCUGGAGCCGCCGUCAGAGACGCACGAGUGCGUGCAGAUUUCGGGUGUACCGGGAUGUAUGCAUCUUAUUGGGCGGGCGUGUCUGAGGCAGUGGUUUGUGAAUCGGCCGGAUGGCAAUAAGGAUUGUCCGUUUUGCCGGACGCAGUGGUUGUCGCAGCAGGAGGUUUGGGACAUCGAAGACGAGCUGAUUGAUGGGCUGGUGGUGCCGGGGCCAUGGCGCGAAUAG
Messenger RNA from Bipolaris maydis ATCC 48331, 1430 nucleotides. RefSeq lists its product as uncharacterized. Lineage: Eukaryota; Fungi; Ascomycota; Dothideomycetes; Pleosporales; Pleosporaceae. The record is from RefSeq and is a predicted model, not a curated record.